Molecule: messenger RNA, 918 nt
Organism: Fomitopsis serialis
Lineage: Eukaryota; Fungi; Basidiomycota; Agaricomycetes; Polyporales; Fomitopsidaceae
Product: fumarylacetoacetate hydrolase
Exons: 8
Coding region: 1-918 (305 amino acids)
Molecular function (GO): catalytic activity
Source: RefSeq, a predicted model, not a curated record
AUGGCCCCCAUCCGAACGCAAUGGACCCGCUUGAUUCGCUUCAUAGCGGCCGAGACGGGGAACGUCCACCUCGGUGAGCCCGUGGAUCCAAAGCUGGACGUCGGUAUGGCGUCCCAGCUCCGGCAAUCCAUCAAGGCGUAUGAGAUCCUCGGUUCUGUCACCGACCUUGGCUCGCAGGUCACUCAGAACGUGUUGACCGUCAAGGAGCUGCUCGCACCCCUCGCUCGCCACGAAGUAGGCGGCGUCGUGCGUUGCUUGGGUCUCAACUACGCCGACCACGCGGCGGAAGCGAACCUGCAGAAGCCCUCGAUUCCCGUGAUUUUCUACAAACCUCCGACUACUCUCAUCGGCCCGGGCUCGUUCGUGACCGUCCCACGCUUCGCACAACCUGUUGAGGAGCAUCUCCCCGAUUACGAGGUCGAGCUGGUCAUCGUUAUUGGUAAAGCGGCAAAGGAUGUCUCUGAGGCGGAAGCCCUUGACUAUGUCCUGGGCUACACCGGCGCGAACGAUGUCUCGUUCCGCAAGCACCAGAUGACUGCUGGUGGUGGGCAAUGGAGUUUCUCGAAGAGUUUCGACAAUACCAACCCUCUCGGGCCAUGCAUUGUCGCUGCCCACGCCAUCCCUGACCCACAACAUCUGCCCUUGAAGACGGUCGUCAACGCCAAGACUGUCCAGGAUGGCAACACCUCUGCUCAAAUCUUCAAUGUCAAGCAGACAAUUGCAUACCUGUCGCAGGGUACCACACUCCUGCCUGGCUCUCUCAUUCUCACAGGAACACCGGCCGGUGUUGGCUUUGUCAAGAAGCCUCCUGUUUACCUUAAGGGUGGUGACUACAUGACGACCUACGUCGGCGGCGGCAUUGGCACGCUCGCAAACAUGGUUGUCGAGGAGGCUGCGCCGGGCAAGGCGAAGCUCUAG